AUGUAAUUUUUUGAUCUAUUCAAAAGUCAAGAUCAAACUUUGGAAAAUUUACCAUCUUUAUCAUUACAAAAUUAUGUUUAAAAAUCCUUUUUUUCGAAAGAAAAAAGCAGCAAAAGUGAUAUUUAGAAUAAUUAAAAUAAUAGCUUAUCUUCAUUCAAAAAAAAUGAUGCAUAUAGAUGUUAAACUCACAAAUUUUAUCUACAUGAUAGUCUCUGUUUAACUGAUUUGAAAUUAGCUGAGUUAUAUGAUGAAAAUGGAGAUUAUUAUUUUAUAAGAUGUGGAACUGUUGGAUAUGUUGCUCCUUAAAUUUUAGCUGAUUAGAAGUAUGAUCGACAAUUAGAUGUUUAUAGUGUAGAAAUUCUCUUAUAUAUUUUAUUUACUGGAAAAGAACCUUUUGAAGGAAAUUAUCAUAAAAAGGUUAUUCAAAAUUUAAUAGGUGUUUUUGAUCAUCAGAAUCUCUAAAUGAGUAAUUUGGCAUUAGAUUUACUAAAGGGUCUCUCAAAUUAGAUCGUUAAAAAAGACUUUCUUCUCAUUAAGUCUUAAAUCAUAAAUGGUUUUUGAGAGAUUAAUUAAUUAGGACAUUAAAAUAAUAAAUGAAAUAUAAAUUCUAAAACCAUAUAAAGUCAAAGCAUCUUUAAAAAAAUCACUCAUAGUCUUAGCAACUAAUUCAAUUCCUCAAUUAUAAUGUCCAUUAAGUUUUAGACUUAAAACAUUACCAAAUCCAUAACAAUUUGAAAGAGUUUACUUGCCAAAAAUUAAAAGAAGAACANUCAAAAAACUUAACAAAAUUUAAUUUGGAGAAUAAUAUAAAGGAAAAAAUUUAUAAGAUAAUUUAGAUUUAUCAAAAUAUUCUUAAAAUCAUCUAUCUAUGAUGAUAAUGUAGAUAAAAAAAUUUUAAAGAAAUUUCAGUAACUGAUUAUAAAUUGAUUUAACAAUGUAAUUUUUUGAUCUAUUCAAAAGUCAAGAUCAAACUUUGGAAAAUUUACCAUCUUUAUCAUUACAAAAUUAUGUUUAAAAAUCCUUUUUUUCGAAAGAAAAAAGCAGCAAAAGUGAUAUUUAGAAUAAUUAAAAUAAUAGCUUAUCUUCAUUCAAAAAAAAUGAUGCAUAUAGAUGUUAAACUCACAAAUUUUAUCUACAUGAUAGUCUCUGUUUAACUGAUUUGAAAUUAGCUGAGUUAUAUGAUGAAAAUGGAGAUUAUUAUUUUAUAAGAUGUGGAACUGUUGGAUAUGUUGCUCCUUAAAUUUUAGCUGAUUAGAAGUAUGAUCGACAAUUAGAUGUUUAUAGUGUAGAAAUUCUCUUAUAUAUUUUAUUUACUGGAAAAGAACCUUUUGAAGGAAAUUAUCAUAAAAAGGUUAUUCAAAAUUUAAUAGGUGUUUUUGAUCAUCAGAAUCUCUAAAUGAGUAAUUUGGCAUUAGAUUUACUAAAGGGUCUCUCAAAUUAGAUCGUUAAAAAAGACUUUCUUCUCAUUAAGUCUUAAAUCAUAAAUGGUUUUUGA
Molecule: messenger RNA, 1495 nt
Organism: Paramecium sonneborni
Lineage: Eukaryota; Ciliophora; Oligohymenophorea; Peniculida; Parameciidae
Source: the annotation of a GenBank genome assembly